Messenger RNA from Pecten maximus, 5606 nucleotides. Its product is annotated as serine/threonine-protein kinase VRK1-like. The coding region runs from base 141 to 1616 and encodes 491 amino acids. The transcript is spliced from 13 exons. Gene Ontology annotation, molecular function: ATP binding; protein serine/threonine kinase activity. The record is from RefSeq and is a predicted model, not a curated record. Lineage: Eukaryota; Metazoa; Mollusca; Bivalvia; Pectinida; Pectinidae. Gene Ontology annotation, cellular component: nucleus; cytoplasm. Gene Ontology annotation, biological process: peptidyl-serine phosphorylation; signal transduction.
CUCAUUUCUCAUAAUCACUUUGGCGGAAUUUUUUGAAACACAUGACGGAAGUUGCAGAUUUGUUAUUGUUUUGUGUUUGAAGCAAAGAUAUUGAAAAGACAUGCAUUAGCUGCUGUGUACUAUUUAACAGACUUUUCAUCAUGCCUAGAGGGAAAGCUUCAGCAGCUGGUGCUGGAGUUAAAAAGCCCAGAGGACCUAAAGCUCAGAAAUUGCCGGAUUCAUUUGCACCUGGGACGAUUCUAGGAGACCUGCGAAAAAAGGAAUGGAAACUUGGCAAGGAGAUCGGCCAGGGAGGAUUUGGUCUUAUUUAUCUAGCAAACGAAAACGGAUGUCCAGUUGAAUCAAAUGCUCCAUAUGUUGUGAAAAUUGAACCACAUUCCAAUGGACCAUUGUUUUGUGAACUCCAUUAUUAUCAGAGAGUAGCCAAAGCAGAUAUGAUUGAAGCAUGGAAAAAAACAAAGAAGUUGAAAUAUCUUGGGUUACCAAAGUUUAUUGCAACUGGUUCCUAUAUGCGUGCAAACAUACAAUAUAGAUUCAUGGUGAUGGAGAGGUUUGGUUCGGAUGUACAGAAACUGUUUGAAGGUGCAGGGAAACGCUUUGAAACUCAUACAGUAUACUGCCUUGCACUGAGAAUGAUAGACGCCUUGGAAUACAUGCACCACAAUGGUUAUGUUCAUGCUGACAUCAAGGCUUCCAACAUGUUACUUGGCUUCAGAGCGGGCAAACAACAACCUGAUGAGGUAUACCUGGUGGACUAUGGACUGGCUGUGAAGUACCAGAGAGAUGGAGAACAUAAGGCAUAUAAGGAGGACAAAAGGAUGGCUCAUGAUGGAACCAUAGAAUUUACUAGUACAGACGCUCACCUUGGAGUAGCACCAUCUCGUCGAGGGGACAUGGAGAUCCUGGGCUUCUGCUUGCUACAAUGGCUCUGUGGCCGUCUUCCCUGGGAAAGCAACCUGACGAACAAAGACUUUGUAGCUGGGGAGAAGUUUAAAUAUACAAAAAACAUUUCCAGUUUGAUGAAAGCUUGCUUUAGUGAUGGUAACAUACCAGAUGAAGUACAAAAGUACUUUGAAAUGGUGAAGAAAUUACAAUAUGAUGAAUGUCCAAACUAUGAAAGCAUGAAGACGCUAUUCAGAAAAGGUCUCAAAAGACUUGGAGUGAAGGAUGAAUGGAAACUAGAUUUACCCCUCAAUGGUCCUGUCUCACCAAAGAAGGCAGUCAAACGGAAAAGUACCGGAGUUGAAGCUGCUAGUUCCGCACCAAAACAAAAGGCUGUGGUUAAGACUACAUCUGCUACAAAACAAAAGGAAUCAACACCUAAGAGGAAAGUAGCAACACUGAACAGGAACAAAACAGGGGUUCAAUCUCCAAAGGUUGUGCCAUCUCCAAGAGCAGUAAAGUCUCCCAGAGGAAUUAUUCCUGGUCGUCCUUCUCCUAGUAGAAUUAUCCCUGGCCGUCCAACUCUACUUCCUAAAUCACCAAAAGCGGCUGCCAUUAGGGUGAAAUCACCAAUUUCCAAUGGAGGCAAAAAAAAAGCCACGACAACAAAGCGACGAGUGAAAAGAAGAAAAGUUGCGACAGUGGAUGUCAGCAUGCAGACCUCACCACCAUGACAAAAAUGACUGUUAAAAAGGUAAACUUUAUCAACAGCAUGCCAAUUCUCAAAGAGGACAGCUCACCACCAUGUAAGGGACAACACAGGCUCCAUGAUCAGUGAACAUUACCUUUAAUUAGACCUUGUUGGUGUAUACAUGGAAAGAAGAUCUGUGUCUGUAGUGGUUUGUUUUCUGUCUUUGGGAGUUCAGCAUUGUGUGUAGAUGAUAUUCAAUGCUGGUGGGACCAGAUAUAAUUAUUGGUUGUAGAGUGUAACUAUUGGACUGACCAGUUUUAUUAUGCAGACAUAAUUUUGGUUGUAGAGUGCAACUGUUGGACUGACCAGUUUUAUUGUCGCACUGGCCCUCCAUAGGUAAUUGUUUUAACCAUUAAGUUUUAUAUUAAAUGCCACAUACUAGCAGUUGAUGAUGAGGUUUAAAUUCCAGUAUUUUCAACAAUCUUUACAUUAGGGAGAGAACUACCUUUCGCUUGUGAACGGCAUUUAACGGUACAGAUAGAGUACCAGUAUUAGAUCAAGUUUGUAAUUGUUCUUGUCAGGUUAAAGAUUUUCUUUUUGUUUUGCACAUGAAAACAGAAAAAUUAAAUGAUCAAUUAUUCAUUUUUUUAAGGAUUGACUUUUCAAUUUUGUUUCGAUUAUCGGAGGAUAGCUAUAAGCGAAAUCUGGUAAAAUUGAAAUGUUUAUCAUAACAAUGGGAUGAUAUGUGACAGUUUUUAAUCAGUUCUGUAACUAGACAGUUGAGAAGCAAUCUUAUUAAAAUACAGAUCAUCAUCAUACUCUAUAUAUGAUAUAAAGAUCUGAUGGCGACUGAAAGGGGGUAAUGUCCAAUCUAAACAGGGUUGAACACGUUAUCAGCCUCUGAUCUCUCCGUUUCUUUGCUACUUUGUCCUUCUGGAUGGGUUUGUCCAUUAUAACAAAAGAAAAUCCACAGGCUACACAUACUUGGGCAAUGGGCUUGGGCAUCUUAGUUUGGUUGAUAUCCGGGACACUUGAAGAUUAUUGAUUCAAUGACUUACAACAGAUGAAGAUGGGAAACAGACUUUGGCAAAAUUUUGUCUUCUGAUUGGUUGUUUGAAAGGUCAUCUGAACAUGAUCUUUGUUGACCACCAUCAAAUCUUCAUUACCUAGUGUAUAAUGAUCUGUAUUUUAAUCAGAUUGGUGGAGGAGAAGCUAGAAUACUUGAAACCAGAUUUGAACUUAAGGUUUAGGUUUUUCAGAUUAAUGUAGGUUUUUAAUUUGAUGCCAGAUGUCAAAGUCUCUUGGCAGAAUCUGUACAGCUGAAGUCAUUAUAAGGAAUAACAAAUAUCACUAUCCUAUUGAAAAACCUUUUAACCAACAUGGCUUUGAGGUAUGGGACACCACAGGCAUCUGCUUAUGGUUAGUAGGCAUAUUUAUAGAACAAAUACUACUAGUAACCCUUCUCCUACUAUAUCAGCAAAGUGUUACACUCGGAAAGUCGAAAGUAAUAGGCGAGCUUCGAUUCACUUUGAAUGUUACUUGCAUCUGACAAAAAUAUCUAAUAACUUUAGCAAUGUACCUUGGUUUAGAAUCCUUAAAUAUCAAUGCAUCGACUGUGGAACGGAUGUAGGCUGUAUGUCUUGGAGUGGUAUGCAAGGGGCAAUCUGAUUGGUGGACAGCUCUUUGGACAAUAUUAACUAUAAUUAUCAACCAAUCAAUAGGUUACUUCCAUUCCACAUUCAUAAGUUCUAACCAGAAGAAGACGCCUGUGGUGACACAGAGCUAUCUGUAACAGUAAAAAAAAUAUCUAUGGGGCCAUUCAUUCAUAUCUACACUAGGAAAGGGACCAUUCAUAUAUCGAUCCAAAGUAGUUAUAUUUCAUCGAGUCAGUCUUUGACUUAACAUAGGUGGAAGUGACUCGACAUGCGAUGGGAGUGAUUUGACAUGGGGUGGAAGUGGAAGUGAUUCGACAUGGGAUGGUGGGAUGGAAGUGAUUCGACAUGGGAUGGAAUUGACUCGACAUGUAGUGGGAGUGAUUUGACAUGGGGUGGUGGGGUGGAAGUGAUUUGACAUGGGAUGGUGAGAUGGAAGUGACUAGACAUGGGAUGGUGGGGUGGAAGUGACUUAUGGUUGGAUGGAAGUGACUCGACGUGGGAUGGAAGUGACUCGACAUGGGAUGCUCAUGGUGGGGUGGAAGUGAUUUGACAUGGGAUGGUGGGGUGGAAGUGAUUCGACAUGGGAUGGUGGGGUGGAAGUGACUCGACGUGGGAUGGUGGGAUGGAAGUGACUCGACGUGGGAUGGAAGUGAUUCGACAUGGGAUGGUGGGAUGGAAGUGACUAGACAUGGGAUGGUGGGAUGGAAGUGACUCGACAUGGGAUGGUGGGAUGGAAGUGAUUCGACAUGGGAUGGUGGGGUGGAAGUGACUAGACAUGGGAUGGUGGAGCGGAAGUGACUAGACAUGGGAUGGUGGGCCGGAAGUGACUCGACAUGGGAUGGUGGGAUGGAAGUGAUUCAACAUUGGUGGAAGUGAUUCGACAUGGGGUGAAAUUUACUUGACAUGGGGUGGUGGGGUGGAAGUGACUCGACAUGGGAUGGUGGGAUGGAAGUGAUUCAACAUGGGGUGAAAUUGACUAGACAUGGGAUGGUGGGGUGGAAGUGACUCGACAUGGGAUGGUGGGGUGGAAGUGAUUCGACAUGGGGUGAAAUUGACUAGACAUGGGAUGGUGGGGUGGAAGUGACUCGACAUGGGAUGGAAGUGACUCGACAUGGGAUGGUGGGGUGGAAGUGACUCGACAUGGGAUGGUGGGAUGGAAGUGACUCGACAUGGGGUGGUGGGGUUGAAGUGACUAGAUAUGCGGUGGAAGUGACUCGACAUGGGGUGAAAUUGACUUGACGUGGGGUGGAAGUGACUCGACAUGGGAUGGAAGUGAUUGUGAUAGCAAUGUCAUACUACUGGUAUAACCAUGCAUAUUAUUAUGUUAUUGUUUGCUAUAAGACUCAUCCUUCAAUUGUUUCUCAUUCUGGUGUACUGUUUUAUUACAUUUUGUAUUUAGGUAUGAACCCGCAUUCACUUUGUGUGUGUGACUUGGUGCAGGGUCCAUCUGGUGUGCUUUGGCCUCUACAAUUUAUAUACCGUAUUUAGUUGUAUCAAAUUUAGGCCUUUGCACAUAUUGUUAUUCCAUAAAAUAUUACUGUAUAGAAAUUGUUGAAAAUACCCACCCAGAAAUUUGUUAACAGGUUUACUAUAAAUUUUGUGCUUUCUUCUUAAAUUCUGAAUAUUUUUUAUAGAAGAACUAGAUAAUUUUCCAUUCUGGAAUGAUGAUUCUAGAAUUGAAUUUACUGAGUAUUUAUGUGAGAGAUUCCUCACAAUUUCAUUGAUAAAUAUGUUUUGUAACCUGCUCUCCAUAAUCAUCUAUUUCUUUCAAUUUAACACCUUACUUUCAGUAAUGUAAAAUUUUCUUCUUUUCCAAAUAAACCAGGAUGUAUAUAUACAGCCUUGAAAAAGGCUUUGAAUUUUGCUAUGUGGCCUUGGAUUUUCUUUUGACCCUGAAAAGCUUUGAAUCCUGGUCUGUGGCCUUGAAAGGUCAUUGAAAAAAGGUAACUGUGUUCACAGACACAAAUGUGUGAAACUGUACAUGUUGGAAAAGAAAAUCUGUUUAAAUAUUUGGUCUUUAAAUUCAAAGGUGAACGUUCAAAAGCAAGUUUGUAUCUCAAAAUGAUGGAUCAGGUAUUGCAAAAAGCAUUACCCGGUAUGUAAAAUUUCUUUUAUUCUGUAUGAAAAAUUCCUCGAAAAAUGUAACAAAGCCCUGAAAAAGACUUUAUUUUGGUUUAACCAGACCACCUGUUAACCGAGAACAAUAUACCUCUAUCAUACAAACAACUAUUCACCGUAAAUUAUGGACAUGAACCAUUUCAAUGUUACCUUGUUAUGUGAAAAACUGGAGUCUUUAAUUAAAAAUGUUGAAGAUCACAAUAUAUCAUUGUUUUACAAUCAAAUCAAAUUUUAAUGAAAAAUAAAUACCAAAAACACUA